Messenger RNA from Pisolithus orientalis, 579 nucleotides. RefSeq lists its product as uncharacterized. Bases 18 to 422 code for a protein of 134 amino acids. NCBI's taxonomy places the organism in Eukaryota, Fungi, Basidiomycota, Agaricomycetes, Boletales, Pisolithaceae. The record is from RefSeq and is a predicted model, not a curated record. The transcript is spliced from 3 exons.
ACUUUCUGCGUUCGACGAUGAUUGGCCCGCAAAGACAUCGCCCGUCCUCUUCGCCACCGCCGACCAUCACCUACCAUCAUUCGUCGACGUUGCUACCCAUCCCAGCCCCACAAAUUGCACAGGCUGCUGUGGGAGGCGCCCAUUAUUCUACCAUGUAUACGUCACAUCAUACUCGCAGACGUAGUUCGGGCAGCGACGGACUGCACAGGACAUCGCAAUCUGCAGGAGAUGCGGAGGAGAGUGACAGGCGGAGGAUCGUGGACGACCUCAACGAACUCUUUUGCUGUAGGCCCAGCAUAGACAUUUUCAAGCGGACAUGGCGACACGAUGCAAUUUUUGAGGACCCCUGGGUAAAGUGCGAGGGUUAUAAUGAAUAUGGUCCUCAGUUUUUUGCCAUGGUAUAUGUCGGACUGCACGGUUAGCUUGUUAGGCAACGAGACUAAUGAGACUUAUUCUCAGCCCAAACUCUUUCAAGCCAAGAUAUUAUCUAGCCGAAUCAUGUUAUCUACUCAGUCACCGAACCGUCUGAUAUAUUCCAAGUCUCAAGAGUAUACCCUGCGUUUCUUGGGAAAGAAGAAG